ACGAAAUUUUGCUGAAGUUUAUUAAUUAAUAUUUUCUCUAUCUAUAUGCCAAAGAGGUGGCAUUUAUUUAGAUUGCUAAAAAGCUUUACCAAAUGGAUUUGAUAGUUCCAGUAGCACCCCCACCAUCACCAUGCCACACAGAGGAAGAGGACUGGGGAAGCAAAACACUACUCCAUAGACUUGCACAACAACUUCAGUUAUACAAACCACAUAGAGUACUACUUGAUGAUCAUGAAGUGGAUCAUGGAAAUAAUGAUGAAGAGGAGCAAAUAGGGUCAAAUUGUGGGAUUAGAAAUUAUAUGAGAACCACAAGCCAAGAGUUUUCUAAUUGUGUUAAUUGGAGGAAGAGAAGAGCAGCUGUCUUAAUAUGCCUCUUUGAAGGUCCUCAAGGAGAGCUCAGAGUUAUUCUUACCAAGAGAUCAAUGAAGUUGGCUUCACACCCAGGAGAUGUAGCAUUGCCGGGUGGAAAAAUGGAGGAGAGAGAUGUAGAUGACUCUGCAACUGCACUAAGAGAAGCCAUGGAAGAAAUAGGCUUGGAUCCUGCUCUUGUUCAGGUUCUUGCAAAUCUUGAGCCCUUCUUAUCCCAGCAUCUACUGAAGGUUAUCCCAGUGAUAGGUCUAGUUGCUCGAAUACAGGACUUCAAACCUCUGCUCAAUACUGACGAAGUUGAUGCUAUUUUUGAUGUCCCUCUCGAGAUGUUUCUCAAGGAAGAGAAUCACAGAAUUGAGGAAAGAGAAUGGAUGGGGUGGAAGUAUGGUCUCCAUCUAUUUGAAUAUGAAUCUGAACAAGGGGAAUACAUGAUUUGUGGUUUAACUGCAGCCAUUCUUAUUAGAGUUGCCUCUCUUAUUUACCAGCGAUCUCCAUCUUUCCAACCCUCUCUUCCUGAUUUCCAAACAAUUGCUAGAAGCAGCCUUAACUGAUUCCUCUUUGAUUAUGAUAUUAAUUUGUGAGUUAUAUAUCAAUCCUAUAUCAUUUCUAAAUCAAACUCUUUCUAAAACCAUAUUUCUCAACAUUUUCUUUCAUCAUGUACUAGCUACUUCUUGUUCUUUGUGAACAACCCAGAUGAAAUUGAUAAUAGAUAUUUAGUAUUUUGUGAGUAGGGGAAAAAAAAAAAAAAAAAAAAAAAGGUACCUUCAUCUUUCUUUAAUUUAAAGAUUUGUCCAAAAAUAUUUAAAAUAUUAUGCAUAUUCUUAUCUUUUCGCCGAAAUAUAAUUGACUUAAAAGUCUAUGUCAUGUUUUGCAAAGACAAAAUACCGCAUUGCCUUUAUUGGAACAAAAUUGACAAGCAUGUAACAUGCUUUAAAGUCUUCUGUGAUGUAUAAUGAUGACUAAUCACAAUUAGUCUUUUCCUUUUUUUUCUUUUUCCUUUUUUGAAUAACUUUUCCUUCUUUUCUGGGACAAUGGAAACGAGAACAUUUAUUGUAUGUUCUUAGUACGCAAAUUUAGGAAUUUGUUGUGUGAAAAUGUUACUUGUUUGAUGAUUUUCAUUACUAAAUCACCGUAAAUAUGGACCUGAUAUUAGUGUUAUUGAAAAGCUUCUUGUACCUACAAAGAAGAGUUAUUAUUGUUACUUUUAGAUGAUGAUAUAUUAAUUACCAUCUUAAUUAUUAUUAUUUUUUCUUAAUAUUAUUAUUACUUUUUCCUUAAUAUUUUUUUUUUUUAAGAAGGGAAAAAAGUGCUUGAAUAAUCAAUAUAUAUAUAUAGUACUACUUCAAUAAUUUAGAAUGACAUUGAAAUUUGAAGCAAAUUUAUGAUGAUUUUAUUAUUGAAACAUGUUCAGCAAUUUGGGGCAAAGAAAAGUAAAAGCACCUUACAAAAUCAACAGCCACAAUGCAUCAUACAUGAACCCAAAUAAAAUGAUUAUGUAAAAACAGUUAAUUAUAUGGAAUAAAUUCACUAUCAGUACAAACUUGUAGUCAUUAAAAUAAGAUUUCUAUUACUAUUUCUUACUUUUCUCUUCCAAAUAAGAUUAAAAAUUCCUCAAUUUUUUUUUCUCCAACUUGUAAAUAUAAAAAAGCCAAAAUCUGUAAAACUAGUCAACCGCACGAGAUUGUAGGUAGGUAGACUUUUUAAAUGUUUCCAUUAUAUUCCGUACGAAGAUUGGAACUUCACCAUCAUUUCUCACAAGAUGGAAAGUGACAAAACAAACCCAAUUCCCUAUUAUAUGAAAAUUCAACAAAGUCUCAUUAGAUUCCUUAUCUUGGAGAGUCUAAAUAAUUGUAUUAGUUUCCCAAGUAUUUGUUCAAAAGUCGGGGAAUUUCGUAUGAAACUUCCAUUAAUUGCAUUAAAUCUCAAAUCACCAAUCCACCCA
Messenger RNA from Ziziphus jujuba (common jujube), 2311 nucleotides. Its product is annotated as nudix hydrolase 15, mitochondrial. Bases 93 to 920 code for a protein of 275 amino acids. The transcript has 4 exons. Gene Ontology annotation, molecular function: acetyl-CoA hydrolase activity; coenzyme A diphosphatase activity. Gene Ontology annotation, biological process: coenzyme A catabolic process. The record is from RefSeq and is a predicted model, not a curated record. Lineage: Eukaryota; Viridiplantae; Streptophyta; Magnoliopsida; Rosales; Rhamnaceae.